This is a messenger RNA of Apis florea (little honeybee), 1106 nucleotides long. RefSeq names its product inhibitor of growth protein 5 (gene Ing5). Gene Ontology annotation, biological process: regulation of DNA-templated transcription. The record is from RefSeq and is a predicted model, not a curated record. NCBI's taxonomy places the organism in Eukaryota, Metazoa, Arthropoda, Insecta, Hymenoptera, Apidae. Gene Ontology annotation, cellular component: nucleus.
GCAAUGAUAAUGUAGAGUUGGUAACCAUGUCAGUAAUAUAUAUUGCUUUGCAUCUUAUAAUCAUUGAUCGUUUCUUUUCAAGAAGUUUAACAUAUUUUUUUAAUAAUAUCAUUUUUAAAUCUUUAUGCAAAAAAUUAUUCUAAUAUUAACAUAAAAUAUAAUCUUUUUACAUUUUUCUUUAAGUGACAAUAAACAUGACAACAGCAUUGUAUCUAGAACAUUAUUUAGACAGUUUGGAACAUCUACCUAUUGAAUUACAAAGAAAUUUCACUUUAAUGCGAGAUCUUGAUGCUAGAGCACAAGGAUUAAUGAAAGAUAUAGAUAAAUUAGCAGAUGAUUAUUUAAAAAAUGUAAAGAAAGAAUCCCCAGAAAAGAAAAAGGAACAAUUGACUCAUAUUCAAAAUUUGUUUAAUAAAGCAAAGGAAUAUGGUGAUGAUAAAGUUCAAUUAGCAAUACAAACAUAUGAAUUAGUUGAUAAACAUAUUAGGAGAUUAGAUUCUGAUUUGGCUAGAUUUGAAGCUGAAAUACAAGAUAAAGCUUUAAAUAGUAGUAGGGCACAAGAAGAGAAUAAUGCUAGUAAAAAGGGUAGGAAAAAAUUAAAAGAAAAAGAAAAACGAAAGAAAGGUGCUGCAGGUACUAACAGUGAAGAUGAAUCAAAAACAGCUAGAAAAAAACAGAAAAAAGGAGGAUCUGUUGCUUCUGCUUCAUCAGCUGGAGCUGUAGGAAGUGGUGCUCAAGUAGACUCUACUGCACUUGGUCAUCCAGCAGAUGUUUUAGAUAUGCCAGUUGAUCCUAAUGAACCAACUUAUUGCCUAUGUCAUCAAGUUUCUUAUGGGGAAAUGAUAGGUUGUGAUAAUCCAGAUUGUCCUAUAGAGUGGUUCCAUUUUGCAUGUGUUGGAUUAACUACAAAACCUAAAGGAAAAUGGUAUUGUCCAAAAUGUACACAAGAUAGAAAAAAGAAGUAAGUUUUAUGAAAUGAAACAAUAUUGAUUUAUUUUAAAAUAAAAAAAAAUUCAUGCACUAUUACUAAAAUUAUAAUACAAUAUUUUUCAUGGUUUAACAUGAAAAUGAGCUGAUUUGUAUAAAGAUAAACAAAUAGGAAAUUU